This is a messenger RNA of Xylona heveae TC161, 2355 nucleotides long. RefSeq lists its product as hypothetical. The transcript is spliced from 4 exons. The record is from RefSeq and is a predicted model, not a curated record. NCBI's taxonomy places the organism in Eukaryota, Fungi, Ascomycota, Xylonomycetes, Xylonales, Xylonaceae. The coding region runs from base 401 to 2056 and encodes 551 amino acids. Gene Ontology annotation, biological process: negative regulation of silent mating-type cassette heterochromatin formation; negative regulation of rDNA heterochromatin formation. Gene Ontology annotation, cellular component: Rpd3L complex; cytosol.
GCGGAAGGCUAAUGCUCAGAACAUGCGUGAAGGUGUCGUUGGCGUAUGCAACGGUCCAUUUAAAUUCAUAAAUACAGCUCCCAUAUCGGCCUAACGCGUACAAGGUCCUUCUAUCGGUUGGCUACCGCGGACUGGAGAGCCUCUACUUGUCGCACUUUGGGUAGAUACCGUUGGCUGGCCGAUUUGUCGAUAUUGGCACCAUUGCUUCCUUAGGACCCGACAGCUUCAACCGUGCCUACCUUUCUUACUGAGAGGUAAGAGUGCACGUUAUAUUUUCAGAAGGGAAUAUCGAUUUCAAGUCCGGCGGUGCUCAUCACUUAUACGGCAACAAGAGGAAUCGGAUUCGAGAGCAUCGCCGAGAAGCCUUUACCAAUUAGAAACGAAGACAAUAGUUGCAGCGAUGGCAGCACAGGCGGUACUCAUUGCUGAGACCAUUGCGGGUAUGAAGAAAGCUGUGGCCAGGGGCGACGAUGCGUCUGACUCCGACGAUUCAGUCCAUCAGCCUACCAAUCGAGGCAAUAAGCUCAAGCGCAAAGCAAGAUAUGUUCAUGAAGGGCAAUUGAGUUUGCCGAAUGGACCUAGGGUGUACCGACGAAAAAUCGAGCACGCAGGUUAUGAGCGGUAUAUAAUAAACCGCAAUCCUCCUCGCUUUGACGAGGACGGUGAUGAGCUAGACGAUGACGACGUCGAUGAGCAAGCGGACGCCAAUGCGGCGGAGGAGAAUCCAUACAGUGACAUCAGGCUCGAAUACCUUCUAGCACCUUUGACGUCCGCAGCAGAUUUACCACAUCAUCCUUCGCUUUCGAUACCCUAUUUGUCCAACACUCUGACGGAAUUGGCACAGGAAGCGUGCCAGAUAUUUCACAAGGAAAACGCUUCAUUGGCAAGGAUCCAGCAGAUAAUGACUAAGUUUAGAGGGGAUGAGACCUGGAUACCUUGCGGCAAUCUUCAAGCUGACAAUGACUUCUCACUAUUCGGUUCAUCGCUCAAAAUUGAGCAAACCAAAGGUGAAGUUAGCAGUCAAAUGGCUUCUGAGGAGCUUCCAAUUGGGACACUCAACAGUCAAUCAGGAGCCCUACAUGGUGCUGAGCGAAGCAUUAUCGGUGAUCCAUCUCACGGGAUCGAUGGAAUGACUGCUCCUGGGGAAAACUCACACUCGAAAGCUAGUUCGCUGGAAGAAUCUCUGGGAGAUAAAGUCACAUCUUUCGCAGGCUGGAACGGCGGUUCCGAUCAAGCAUAUGGUACAUCUAAGACGGAGCAAGCUGAAGAACAUGGCGGGCUUCAGAUGCCCGGAAAUAACGAAUCUAGCUCGAAAGAGGCAGCAAAGGAACUCAUUUCAUGUUCAUCCAGUGAGCACUUGUCACAAAGGCAGAUAAAUGCCGAAAAGCCUUCAGAUCUCAGUGCUGAGGACAAUAAAUCGCACUCAGCUGAUCCAGAACCCUCCCACAAAGACUUUGCACAAAAGCCUGAAACGGAUCUACUAGCCGGGCAUGAGGGAACAAACGAGUCCUUGAAAGGUGAACUCGAUAAUAAUCGUGAGAAGGAGGUUUCUGCUGCGAUCAGCGAGGAUGAAAUGGAGGUGGAUGCAGAUUCCCAACCUGCGCUACAUAGAAUGACAACCCGGGCGCAGGCUCAAGCGGCUUCAGAGAAAAAUCCGUCAACGCCGGCGCUGUCUCUCUCGUCGUCGCCAGCUCCCUCUUCAUUUAUACAUCCAUUAUUCAUUGUUGCCCCCGAUGCUCUCCCUGAUCGAGAUUUUGGCUUGCCGCCUGGCGAAGCAGAAGAUACCCGACGUUUGUUACUCCUCUACGUUCAGAAACAAGAAGAAAUUUGCAGGGGAGCAGAAAAGCUCUACAGCGGACUUUUACGAGCUGAUCGGAUGAGAAAACUGGUAUUGAGCUGGUCAAAGGCGGAAGCUCACGUAGGAGAAAUGAGUGAUGGAGAGGACUGGUACGACAAGGAAGAAUGGGAUUUAGAGGAUGAUUUGAAAAAAGGUCAUGGGGAAGAUGACGAUGACUCUGCCAAUCAAGGAAAGAAAACGAGAGGCCGAAGGGCCUAAGUGGCGAGUCGUUGGAGGUGGCUCUCAACAUUAGAGGCGCAGGGCCCGUUUGUGCUAGAGCAUCUUGCUGGGGAACUUCAUAAUAGGGAGUAAUUAGGCAUGCUGGUAUGUUUGGCGUUAUGAAUAAUUGUCUGACGUAAAAAUUCAUGGUGAAUCUAAUGCAAAAUAUCUAAAGACUUGCGGACUGCCCUGAUCUAUUCUAAAAUUUUGGAGAUACGUGGAUUAUGUUGAAUAAUAAGCUUCUAAUUUAUGUUGAUGCAGAAGUUGGUUAUAUUGAGUAUAUAUGACGAAUUUUGCCC